AUGGGUAUACGCGAGCGGCUCGAACGGGAUCUGGCUGACAAGAAAGUUCUCGUCGUGGGAGCUGGAGGAAUCGGGUGUGAGCUGCUUAAAGAUCUAGUGUUGACUGGCGUCAAAAAUAUUCAUACGAUCGACCUUGACACUAUUGAUGUCUCCAAUCUCAACCGACAAUUUCUAUUCCGGCGUGAACAUGUGUCAAAGGCAAAGGCCGAGGUGGCUGCGGCCAGCGUCAAGAAUCUUCAGCCGGAUGUCAACAUCACAUAUGAUCACGAUUCGAUUUUCAAUGGCGAAAAAUACGGGGUCCAGUUCUUCAAGGGAUUUGACGCUGUCGUCAAUGCUCUAGAUAAUCGAGCGGCGAGAAGCCAUGUAAAUCGCCUCUGUCUUUCGGCCGAUGUGCCUCUGAUUGAAAGUGGUUCCGCUGGAUAUCUUGGACAGACCGCUGUAAUCCUAAAGGGCCAGACGGAAUGCUACGAGUGCGUGCAGAAACCGGUUCAGAAGACCUUCCCUGGUUGCACAAUCCGUAACACCCCCAGCGAACACAUCCAUUGCACCGUUUGGAGCAAACAUUGUUUCAACCAGCUGUUCGGCGAAAUGGAUAUCGACGAUGAUGUUUCUCCCGAUUUCCAGGACCCUGAGAAUCAAACCAACGGAACUGAGGCCGGCAAAGAAAAUCAUGCAAACGGCGCUAACGGAACCUCGAAUAACGACAGCGAAGCUCGCCCUGAACUGCCCAAUACACGUCAGUGGGCCGAGAUGCACGAUUACGACGCUAAAAUGAUUUUCAACAAGCUCUUCCACGAUGACAUCAGCUACCUACUUUUGAUGAAGGACCUUUGGAAGACACGUCGAGCCCCGAAGCCAUUAGACUGGUCCAACGCUACGAGUGGAGACUUUGGUGGUGGCAGCACAGAGAUGACUGACGAAUUGACCAACGUGACAAAGCAGUGGACUAUGUCUGCAUGUGCCAAUGUCUUCAACGAGGCUGUCAGUCGGUUGAAAGAUCGCAUGCGGUUGCUGCCGGAGGGUGAAUUGCUCGUUUGGGACAAGGAUGACACGGAUGCGAUGCACUUUGUCGCCGCUGCUGCUAACAUCCGUGCCCAUAUCUUUGGCAUCCCUGGAAAGUCGCUGUUUGAUAUCAAAUCCGAUGCCGGAAACAUCAUCCCAGCCAUUGCGACAACUAACGCUAUUGUGGCUGGCAUGGCCAUUGGAGAACUGCUGAAGGUACUAUACAAAAAGCAGGAUCGCGUGAAAAACGUUUUUGUCAGGAAGGAGGUCGGCGCCCGUGGUCAUAUCCUGGCCACCGACGGUCCAUAUCCACCCAAAAAGGGUUGCUUCGUCUGUUCGACGGACAAACGCGAGGUCUUCGUCCGCGUCAAUACAAAAAUUAUGACGCUGCGGCUUUUUGUUGAUAAGGUAUUGAAAGCCGGGUUCUCGGUUCAACAGCCAGAGGUUAUGGUGGAUUCGAGCAUCGUUUUCAGCGCCGAUGAGGACGAUGACAACUCGGGUAUGGAAGCCAAAUUGCUUCACGACAUCGGAUUCUUCGAUGGAAAAGUGGUGGUCGUGGAUGAUUUCUCGCAGGACCUCAAUUUUAACGUGAUCAUCAUCAACGACGACACCCUCAAAGCGGAUGAGCAUAAGGUGGACCAAGACAGCGGCGCCAAGCCAAACGAAACUGCCGCAGAAGAAGAAACCGAUCGCAAACGUAAGCUCGUCGAUGAGGACCAGUUGAACGACUUUAACGACCAGGCCAAGAAGAUCCGCGUCGAAGAG
Molecule: messenger RNA, 1767 nt
Organism: Mesorhabditis spiculigera
Lineage: Eukaryota; Metazoa; Nematoda; Chromadorea; Rhabditida; Rhabditidae
Source: the annotation of a GenBank genome assembly